GCUGGUUUGUCCAAAUUCUUCUCUUUCUUUUCGACCAAUUUUUGUUUUCUUCCUUCGAUGGCUGCACUAAGCUUUUGCAGCUCGUCUCCUCCUCGAAUUCUUCUUCAAAAACAACCUAAACCGAGCCUUUUCCCUCCGGAUUUCACCAUUUACUUCGGACAAUUAUAUGCGAAACCCAUCUCUCUAUCCAGACGAUUCCGUGGCGCCUUUAUCGUCACCGCAGCAGUUUCCGAUUCCUCCGGAAACGAGAAGCCAUCUUCGCCGGCGAAGAAGCUAAGAGAGAUUUUACAAUCGCCUGGUGUUCUUCAGGGUCCCUGUUGCUUCGAUGCUCUUAGUGCCAAACUCGUCGAGCGAGCUGGCUUUCCUUACUGUCUCACCUCUGGGUUCUCGAUUUCAGCAGCUCGUAUUGGUUUACCGGAUAAAGGACUCAUUUCUUAUGGAGAAAUGGUCGAUCAAGGUCAACAAAUCACUCAAUCUGUAUCAAUUCCAGUGAUUGGAGACGGUGGCAAUGGGUUCGGUAAUGCGAUGAAUGUUAAGAGAACCGUCAAGGGAUAUAUCAAAGCUGGUUUUGCGGGAAUUAUCAUCAAUGAUCAGGUUUAUUAUAGAGACGAUAUUACGCGUGAGAAAAGAGUGGUUUCUAGAGAGGAAGCAGUGAUGCGUAUUAAAGCUGCGGUAGAUGCACGUAGAGAGUGUGAUUCAGACAUUAUCAUUUUAGCUCAAACUGAUUCCCGAGAAGCGGUUUCUCUGGAUGAAUCGCUCAUUAGGGCUAGAGCCUUUACAGAUGCUGGAGCUGAUGUUCUCUCCAUUGAUUCUCUUGCUUCUAGAGAAGAGAUGAAAUCAUUCUGCAAUGUCUAUCCACUAGUUCCUAAAUUGGCUAAUAUGCUUGAAAGUGGUGGGAAAAUUCCGAUACUAAACCCACUUGAGCUAGAAGAGAUUGGAUAUAAGCUAGUUGCAUAUCCAAUUUCCUUGAUUGGUGUAUCGAUUCAAGCAAUGCAGGAUGCUCUAUUGGCGAUUAAGGGAGGUCGAAUUCCUCCACCAGGAAGCAUGCCGUCUUUAGAAGAAAUCGAAGAAAUUCUUGGUUCUGACACAUACCAUGAGGAAGAGAAGCGGUAUGCUACCUCCUCAUCAGAGAGAGCAACGAACAGAAGUAGCCUCUAUGGUAACCAACGAGUGGCUCAAGAUGAUCCAGAACAGAGAGAGGACCCAGUUGUUGAAGUCAUAACACCUGAGGUUGUUUAUAGUGAAUCAAGAAACCCAUUUUCAAGAAUCUGGUCACGAUCUCUCAGGAUCAAAAUCAUUGGACGUGAUGGGUUUGAGAAGCUCGAUGUCAGAAUUCCUGCCGGAUUCUUGGAAGGUGUCACCAACAUUGUUCCAGCUUUAGGAGGCGUGAACCUGAAGCAAUUGCUGGAUGAUGCAGCCGAUGAAGUCGGAGGGAAACUUCUGUUAGACUUUAAAGACACUGGAGGUGAUAGAAUCCAAGUCUUUUUGGAAUGACACACAAUGAAGAAAACGUAAAUACACUCAAACAAAAAUGUUAAAAGAGAGAAUGAAAUGAUUUAUUUGUUCCGUGUAUGGAAAAUGUUAUACAAA
Eutrema salsugineum is the source of this 1590-nucleotide messenger RNA. RefSeq names its product 2,3-dimethylmalate lyase. Bases 58 to 1494 code for a protein of 478 amino acids. The record is from RefSeq and is a predicted model, not a curated record. The transcript is spliced from 7 exons. Gene Ontology annotation, molecular function: catalytic activity. NCBI's taxonomy places the organism in Eukaryota, Viridiplantae, Streptophyta, Magnoliopsida, Brassicales, Brassicaceae.